Ananas comosus (pineapple) is the source of this 1336-nucleotide messenger RNA. RefSeq names its product ACD11 homolog protein-like. The record is from RefSeq and is a predicted model, not a curated record. The transcript has 4 exons. Gene Ontology annotation, biological process: ceramide transport; intermembrane lipid transfer. NCBI's taxonomy places the organism in Eukaryota, Viridiplantae, Streptophyta, Magnoliopsida, Poales, Bromeliaceae. Gene Ontology annotation, molecular function: ceramide 1-phosphate transfer activity; ceramide 1-phosphate binding. Gene Ontology annotation, cellular component: cytoplasm; cytosol; membrane. The coding region runs from base 223 to 960 and encodes 245 amino acids.
GCUCUUCCUCUUUCUCUCCCCUAAUUAUAGGCUUAUGGCUCAACGGUUGACGCCACCUUUUCCUUCUUUCUCUUUCUCUCCCUCCUCUUCUCUCCCUCCCAAACAUUUCUCCGCACACGGAAACCCAAUUUGAAUCCUCAAUUGGUUAUGGUUCUCCUCUUCUCAAACUAGGGUUUCGCAUUGAUCGCAGCAAAUCGAUCGAUCAAUCGAUCGACCUAGUCCAUGGGCGAGGAGUCGUUCUCGUCGUCAUCGUCGUCGUCGUCCCCGGCGGAGUCGGUCCUGGAGACACCAGGGCAGUCGCUCAUGGCGACCCCGGCGGGGUCGUUCCGGGACGCGGACGAGGGGACGCCGCUCGCCGCCGUGGCAGAGGCCUUCGAGGAGCUCGCGCGCUCCCUCCGCGGCGGCGGCGGCGAGGAGGGUGGGGACGGAGGGCUCCGCCUCGCCCCCUUCGUCGACGCGUGCUCCCUCGUCUCCGUCCUCUUCGGUUGCCUAGGGUUCGCAUUCAAGUUCGCGGAGAUGGAGUACGUCGCCAAGGUUAAUGACCUAAUCGAAGCAUCAAAGGCAUAUGAGACAUUGAUCCAUAUUAUUGAUCAUGACAUAAAAAAUGAUAGUGUCAGAAGGCAAGGAAGCCAUUCACGUAAUUUGCGCAGAGUCAGGCUGGGCCUUGACCUCAUCAGAGCUUUGUUUGAGCAAUUUCUAUCUACAAAUGAAUGCUCAUUAAAAGAUGCUGCAUCUACCGCUUAUGGACAAGUUUGUGCACCAUUCCAUAACUGGGCUAUCAGGAAGACUGUUUCUGCUGGAAUGUAUGCUCUUCCAACUAGGGAACAAUUGAUAUCGAGAUUAAAUGAAACAGAUUACUCUGUACAGAAGGAAAUGCAAAGAUACAUUAACGCCUCUAGCCCCAUUAUACAGUACAUCGACGAUCUUUUCCUCUCCAGGAAUAUUGCCCUAGACUGGUGAAAGCAGAGGAAGAGCAUAUCGAACAAAGACCUCAAGAAACUAUAAACAUUGAUCCCCAAUUUGUUGUAUUUGUCUCCACCAUUUCUUAACUACGGCAGAUUCGCUGUCCCUCUCUUUUAAUUUCUCUAUUCUUUCAGGGGGUGUUUCAGGGGGGUAUUGUAUCUUGUGCAUCAUUGUGUAGUAACAGGCAUUACUCUCCCUGCUUGUUUCUCCAGAUUGGAUGUCACAAAAUGGAGAAACUAGUGGAGGAGGAAGAGAUUGGAGAGGUUUCAUUUAUAGGUGCAUUCGGAAACCGGUGGUGCUUUUAUUUAUUUUGAUUGACUUUGGAUGGUAAAUCCUCUGGGAACGAAUAAUAGCAUAACCAUCUGUUAGAUUC